UGCAGACUGCACUCUUGACAUCAACAUCCAACUCUGAACUCGCCUCAAAGUGAAGGUUCGUUGCUUUGACCUUCUGAUUGUGACAGUGGAGUCGGACUCCUGAGGCGAGGAAACCAAAUGACCACCAUGCAGAUGAGGACUCGCUCGAGCUUCACAUGGUGCGGCUGGAACUGAAGGAUGUGGAGAAGCAGAUCCGCGGCCUACUCGACAAGCAGGCCCAGCUGCUGGAGCGACAAACUGCACUGGAAACAUCUUGUGCCUCUGCCCACAUAUCCAAGGCACCAACACACCUCGGGCCUUGGGUGAACCAGCGGCGGAAGGCGCGGGCUGGACCCUCUCCACCUCCGGUGUUCGAGAUUCCAACCAGGAACCGCUUCGCCCCUCUCCGUCAGACCAGACCCAACGCUGUGACCGUCGGGGACUCCAUUGUGCGGAACGUCCGUGUAGCCUCAUCUAAAGGUAAGGUGCGCACACACUGUUUUUCUGGUGCUUGUGUCCUUGAUGUCGCUGCGCAGGUAUCCGGGAUCCUGAAGAAGGACGAGCGCAUUGGAGCGGUUGUGCUGCACGCGGGGACGAACGACACCAGGCUGCGGCAGACGGAGGUUCUGAAGAGGGACUUCUCCAGCCUGAUCGAGACGGUACGAGGCAGAUCCCCCACCGCGAAGAUCAUCGUCUCUGGACCUCUUCCCACAUACAGAUGUGGAGCAGAAAAGUUCAGUAGACUUCUAGCAUUAAAUGAUUGGUUAGUCUCUUGGUGUAAUGAGCAGAAUCUGGUGUUUGUCAAUAACUGGAAUCUGUUCUGGGAGCGUCCUAGGUUGUUUCGUCCUGAUGGCCUGCACCCCAGCAGCCUUGGAGCGGAACUGCUGUCAGACAACAUCUCCAAGGCGCUACACUCCAAGUGACUGCCUACCCCGAGCCCCACACGAAUUUAUGGGGAUACUAGAGAUCCAGAUCCUUUCUGCCUCUGGAUGGAGCUCAAAUCUUCUCUAAUUCCAGACUGCUGGGACUACGGCUGCUCCUAAGGCCAUACAGACUUCAUAUAAAUCCAUAAUGAACUUUUUCACACUAACUGUUGUUACCCAGAUGAGGAUGGGUUCCCUUCUGAGUCGGGUUCCUCUCAAGGUUUCUUCCUCUUAAAACAUCUUAGGGAGUUUUUCCUUGCCACCGUCGCCACUCAGUGGCUUGCUCAGUUGGGAUAAAUUCACACCUUUAAUAUCUGUAUACCAUGUUGAUAUUUCUGUAAAGCUGCUUUGAGACAAUGUCUAUUGUAAAAAGCGCUAUACAAAUAAAAUUGAAUUGAAUUGAAUAGCCAUCCAAAGACUAAAGUUUUACAUAAUUAUUGACAUAUGGAGCUCAAAUUUUUACUACAGUCCAGAGAAUUAUACUUGUUGAGGUUGAGUGAAAAAUGUGGAAUUAGUUUGCAACAGUAGUUUAAAAAAAAUUACAAAUAUUUUAUGAUUUGAUUGACACCAGUAGUCAUUCAUGAUCUUCCAUGAUUUUAGGACAAAUUAUACAGAAGUUAUAAGCACAAAUAACAUUUUUUCCAAGAAAGACUCAUAAACUUACCUCCCUCAUAAAUGUGUCAAGGUUGUGACCCACUUAGUCUGAGAACAAUGGUCUCUGUUAAUUAUGGACAUUUCCAUGGCUUGUCUGGGACCUAGUGGAUUGCUAUGUAUAAAAGGUGUGUCUCAGGCUUUAGUUUAGCUCUCCUGCUUUUGAUUUUGAGCAGAUGCAAAUGUGGGAACUUUGCCAGCAAAAUAUCCCACAGAGAACACUUUUCUUUCAAAGACAUCAAAUCAGGAUACUUAUAACCUCCUUUUUCUUGCAUUGUGCUAGUUGUAUGUUAUUUGCAUGCUCCAUGAAUGUGUAACCCCUCCUCUUUUAAAUGUAUUUUUGUUUGUUAUUUUAUUUAAUUUGUUAUUGGUGGGUUAAAGCUAUAAAGCUUCUCUGUGCGCCUUCUUCAGUGUUGUCAUGGUACUUUAGUUAGAAUUAGUUUUGCCCACUGUCUAUCAUUCAGAUUCAUUGUGCUCAUUAUCCAACUGCCUUAUCUAUCAGUAUAAUCAUUACAUUUGUAUAUACAGUGAUGCUUGAAAGUUUGUGAACCCUUUCUGCAUAAAUAUGACCUAAAACUUCAUCAGAUUUGCACAAAUAAUUUAUUUAUUGAGGAAAAUGAUCCAAAUGUUUAAUAUCUGUGGGUGGCAAAAGUAUGUGAACCUUUGCUUUCAGUAUUUGCUGUGAUCCCCUUGUGCAGCAAUAACUGCAACUAAAUGUUUCUGGUAACUGUUGAUCAGUCGUGCACAUUGGCUUGGAGGAAUUUUAGCCCAUUCCUCAGUACAGAAAAACUUCAACUCUGGGAUGUUGGUGGAUUUCCUCAUGUGAACUGCUUGCUUCAGGUCCUUCCACAACAUUUCUAUUGGAUUAAGGUCAGGAUUUUGACUUUACAAAAUAUUAACUUUAUUCUUCUUUAACCAUUCUUUAGAAGAAUGACUUGUGUGCUUAGGGGCAUUAUCUUGCUGCAUGACCCACUUUCUCUUGAGAUUCAGUUCAUGAACAGAUGUCCUGAUAUUUUCCUGUAGAAUUUGCUGGUAUAAUUCAGAAUUCAUUGUUCCAUCAAUGAUGGCAAGUCAUCCUGGCCCUGAAGCAGCAAAACAGGCCCAAACCAUGAUACUACCACCACCAUGUUUCACAGAUGUGAUAAGGUUCUUAUGCUGGACUUUUUCCAAACAUAACCCUUCUCAUUUAAACCGAAAAGUUCUAUUUUGGACUAAUCUAUCCACUAAACAUUUUUCCAAUAGCAUUCUGGCUUGUCCAUGUGAUCUUUAGCAAACUUCAGACAGGCAGCAAUGUUCUUUUUGGAGAGCAGUGGCUUUCUUCUUGCAACCCUGCCAUGCACACCACUGUUGUUCAGUGUUCUCCUGAUGAUGUACUCUUGAACAUUAGUAUUAGACAAUGUGAGAGAGGCCUUUAGUUGCUUAGAUGUUACCCUGGGUUCCAUUAUGACCUUGCGGACUAUUACAUGUCUUUCUCUUGCAGUGAUCUUUGUUGGUCAACCACUCAUGGGGAGGGUAACAAUGGUCUUAAAUUUUCUCUAUUUGUAUACAGUCUGACUGUGGGGUGGAGUCCAAACUCUUUAGAGAACAGGUGUUGUAAAGAUCAGACUUUGAUAAAUCUCUGUUCUUUAAAUAAAACAUGGUGCACACUCACACCUGAUUGUCAUCCCAUUGAUUGAAAUCACCCGACUCUAAUUUCACCUGCAAAUUAACUGCUAAUCCAAGAGGUUCCCCUACUUUUGCCACUCACAGAUUUGUAAAAUUGGAUAAUUUUCUUCAAUAAAUAAAUGACAAGGUAUAAUGUUUUUGUCUCAUUUGUUUAAUUGGGUUCUCUUUGUCUACUUUUAGGACAAUGUUGUUUUAGGUCUUAUUUAUGCAGAUAUAUACAAAAAUUAUGAAGGGUUUUCAAACAAACUUUCAAGCAGCACCAUAUUUUUCAUUUCCAUAUUUUGUAUUAUACUGCUAUGCAUCUUUCUUCAGUCUCUCAUCACAAAAAAGUCCUGCAAACUAUCAAUGGAUUCACAUAAUUUGACAUAACUCAAAUGAAUUAUCCUUCAUAUUAUCCUUCAAAUUAUUUUUUAUCUUGGUGAUGCAACCAUAAUUACAUAAUUUCUCCUUCUGAUUUUUUUGUCCAUGGGAUUGGUGCACAG
Messenger RNA from Ictalurus furcatus (blue catfish), 3700 nucleotides. RefSeq lists its product as uncharacterized. The record is from RefSeq and is a predicted model, not a curated record. The transcript has 3 exons. NCBI's taxonomy places the organism in Eukaryota, Metazoa, Chordata, Actinopteri, Siluriformes, Ictaluridae. The coding region runs from base 156 to 902 and encodes 248 amino acids.